Messenger RNA from Triplophysa rosa, 3081 nucleotides. RefSeq names its product TNF superfamily member 10 (gene tnfsf10). Gene Ontology annotation, cellular component: membrane. The record is from RefSeq and is a predicted model, not a curated record. Gene Ontology annotation, molecular function: tumor necrosis factor receptor binding. Lineage: Eukaryota; Metazoa; Chordata; Actinopteri; Cypriniformes; Nemacheilidae. Gene Ontology annotation, biological process: immune response. The transcript has 5 exons. The coding region runs from base 3 to 968 and encodes 321 amino acids.
CCAUGUUUUUUUCAUAUGUACAGAGAAGGAAUUCUGCUCAGCUUUUGUCUCGAGCUGCGGCAACACACGCAAUGGUCAGCAUGACAGGCUCGCACAGCAUGCAGUACAUCGGACUUCUGCUGCUGGCUGCAAUUCUCCUGCAAACUAUAGCCGUGGCUGUGACUUUCAUUUAUUUUAGCAACGUCCUGUCGACGAUGAAAGAAACUUUCUCCAAGAGCAGUGUUUCGUGUCUGAUGCGUGCCAACCUCAGGACUAUAAAGGGUGAGGAAUUAAAGGCGGGGGAGGAAAAAGACGACCCCUGCUGGCAGGUCACGCAACAGCUGCACUUUCUCAUUGAAAAGUCCAUGUCCAGUCGUUAUCAGAAAGAAAUUUCAUCAGCGGUCAAAGAUGAAGUCUCCAGAGUUCUUCCCUCGCUGGUGAUCCAAGACCAGGACGAUUCCCCUCGGCCCAAGAUUGCAGCACACGUGACAGGCAGUUAUAUACCAGAACCAGAAAAGUCAGGAGGUCUACCGAACAGGAAGGUCUACGGCCAGAAGAUCCAAUCGUGGGAGUCUGAAACGGGUUUGGCGUUUCUCCAGAACGUUGAGUUAAGUGACGGGGAACUGGUGGUGCCGCAGGCGGGCCUGUAUUACAUCUACUCGCAAACUUACUUCAAACACACGCUUAUAGAGGAUGUGGAGAAAGAUAAGGAGGAAGAGGACGGCACGUCGGGCGAGUCCGUCCGGGGAAAACCGAUGUUGCAGUACGUUUAUAAAAAAGUGAGCUCGUACCAGGUGCCCAUAUUUCUUAUGAAGAACGCCCGGACGACGUGCUGGUCACGUGACACGGAAUACGGGCUGUACUCGAUCUACCAAGCGGGCCUUUUUCAGCUCGGAGGGGGGGAUAGAGUGUUCGUGACGGUCAGCAACGUGAGCACCAUCGAUAUGGACGAGAAGUCAAGCUUUUUCGGUGCGUUCUUGGUGAGCUAGACACAACAGUGACACGGCGUGGAAAACGCACUCGAGAUGAGAGACAAGACUCGGCUUGCUCGGCAUUUUUACCUGAGCGGUCUUUGAUAGGCAGCCAAACGCCGCAAAACAUUUGGACGUGUUUGCCGAGAUGCACCGUAUCCUGCCAAAACUGUUAACUGUGAUUGAAGAGAUCUGGGAAGGGGGCAAACAUGUGGCGCUUUUUUGUGCUCGCCCAGCGCGUUCAAUCAUAAAUCAGUUUUUUUUAGCGUUGGAAUGCACUGCGAACGGAGCGUAAACUCAUCAAGUCUGCCUGGAGGGGCGGAGAAAAGUGCGGGCUUGCCGGGUUGUUUGGACCUGGGGUGUCUGUCCGGGCAGGAAAAGGAAGGUGUGACUCAAAGCAAGUGUGCCUUAGGAUGAGCUGCAGGCUUUUCUUGGUGGCUUUCAUCCUUCUCUUCUGUGACUUCAUGUAGCAGUUUGUGUAUGUGUGAAAACGAAUAUAAACGGCUUAUUUUUAAACACACGAGACUUCUGUUUCUCGCUGUUUUGGCUUUAAGAAAUGCACCUGCACGUUUCUUUACGGAUCAUGCAUCGAUUGUACUUGCGUAGUAUUGGGUGUCAAUAUCUGCACUAUUAUUGUGUUUGUUGUGUUUUUAUGAACUCGUGAAUUUAGGACUUGUACAUUAAAUGUGAAAAUCACUGUGAUGUUGUACAGUAUACGGUUGCUUUGUACAGAUUUUUUGUAUAUACAUUUACACCAGUGUUGAACAUAUACUGAUCAAUGUACAUAACAAUGCAAACCUGACACCACACAAGUAACCAUUUUCACCAUGUAUGUUGUCUGAAGUGCACACAGUUAGACACUUUUAAAGGGGCAGAUUCACCCAAACGAAACUUCGUCCAUCAUUCACUCUUAAGUCAUUUCACACCUGCAUGACUUUCUUCUGCAGAACAAAACAAAAUAUAUUUUGAAAAAUGUUGGUAACUAAACAACACUGGACUCCAUUGACUUCCAUUGUAUGGACACAAAACCACUGAGACAUUUCUCAAAAUAUCUUCUUUUGUGUUCCACAGAAGAAAAUGUCACAUAUUCAGUAAAAGAAAGUCUUUUUUUUGGGUGAACUUUACACAUUUGUAUAAUUGCUAGUGGAGUUUAACAACGUCUUAUUCAACUGCCGCAGUUGCGCGUGUUUUGCAUCAUUGUCCAAUAUGUGCCUACAUGCAAACAAUAACUGCUUAUUUAUUUGCAGAUUGUGUCACAUAGACAGCAUGGAAACCAUUUUUGCGAUGCAUAUCCAAGAAUAUGAAUACAUUUAAAAUGUCUUUGUUAUCCACAGGAAUCAUCUACUUUCUGUGCCUGUUUUUCAUUUAUCAAACCCAUUUUAUGUACAGUCUAAAAUAUGUUUCCUGUUAUUGCAUCAUAAAACUUUUUUCUAAAACUCCAGCUUUGAUUUGGGUUAUCUAUCAUGCAGUCAUACAUGCUUUUUUUCUCUAUUUCGCCCUCUUGUGGUGUAUGUUCAUGAAUACGACUGGGCAGAAAUCCAAUGCAUUUACAGCACUCCAUAGACUUAUUACAUUACGUAUCAGACUAUCAUUAAAUACAUCAAUUGAUCUUUGGGAAACCAGUGUUUAAUAACCUUAACAUUCAAUUCAGAAUAUUAAUUUGGGUGAUUUAGAUUUUAAAGGUACUGCAGACACCAGUUAAAGGGAUAGUUCACCCAUAAAUGAAACUUCUGUCAUUUUGUCACCCUCUUGUCAUUUCAAACCUGUAUGACUUCUUCUGACCACAAAAGAAGAUACUUUGAAGAAGAAUGUUGGUAAACAAUGGCAGUACACAUCACUUCUAUUGUACGGACACAACCAAUGCAAGUCAAUGGGCACCGCUGAUAUUGUUUGAAAUAUCUUCUUUUGUGUUCUGCAGAAAGAAAGAAAGCCAUACAGGUUUGAAACGACAAGAGUAAAUGAUGACAGAAUUUUCAUUACUAGGUAAACUAUCCCUUUAAGGACAUCAACAUGAUAUUUAUAGAUGUUCUUUUAUUUGAUGCUCUGCCUGCAUUGCAAUUUUAUGUGACUUUACUGGGAAUUAAAUCAUUUCAUUAAAAGCACUUAAAAAUGACAAUGCCACAUCAAUCGU